Chironomus riparius is the source of this 1398-nucleotide messenger RNA. Lineage: Eukaryota; Metazoa; Arthropoda; Insecta; Diptera; Chironomidae. The record is from the annotation of a GenBank genome assembly.
UCAGUAUAAAUAAAGUAUUUUUGUCUUAAUAUCUGACAAUGUUAAAUAAAUAAAUAAAACUAGUUAAAAAUAGGCAGUAAUAAUGGAAGAACCAGACUUAAAGAAGCUUGCAACGACUCAUGAGUUUUAUGUUGGAUUGUUGUUGGCUGUAUCAAGCUGCUUUUUCAUCGGUGCAUCAUUUAUAAUUAAAAAGAAAGGAUUAAUACGACUGGCAAGAGUAGGAAAACGAGCUGGCGCUGGUGGAUUUGGCUAUUUAAGAGACGCAGUAUGGUGGUUUGGACUAUUAUCUAUGGGACUAGGUGAAGUCUUGAAUUUUACAGCAUACAUGUUUGCACCAGCUUCUCUAGUUACGCCACUUGGAGCACUGUCCGUAAUUAUAACAGCGAUUCUUGCGAGCAAAUUUCUUAAUGAGCGAUUAAACUUGCUUGGCAAAAUGGGAUGUUUUUUAUGCAUGAUUGGCAGUACAAUCAUUGUUAUUCAUUCACCCAAAGAAACAGAAAUUACUGAUCUUAAUGUCCUGAUUGAAAAAGCAUCAGAUUCAGCUUUUAUUACUUAUGUGCUGGUUGUGCUUCUUAUAGCUGCAUUUAUAGCAUUCUAUCUGGGACCUCGAAUAGGACAUAAGAAUGUUGUUGUUUAUAUUCUUCUAUGCUCAUCAAUAGGAUCAUUAACUGUUAUGUCCUGUAAAGCAUUAGGUUUAGCUAUAAAAGAGACACUAUCCGGAAAAUCGAAUGAUUUUGGAAUGUCAUUACCCUACAUACUUGUCAUCAUAUCUGCUGUAUUUAUCGCUAUUCAAAUGAACUAUUUAAAUAAGGCACUUGACAUCUUCAACACAUCUAUAGUCACUCCAAUCUAUUAUGUUAUAUUUACAACUUUAGUCAUAUUUGCUUCAGCUAUUUUAUUUAAAGAAUGGAAAAAUAUGGAUGUCUCAAAUAUUAUUGGUGAUAUUUGUGGAUUUCUGGUAGUCAUAUGUGCUGUUAUAUUGCUCAAUGCAUUCAAAGACAUGGACGUAUCAAUGGAUGAUUUGACAUCUCAAAUGAGACCAAGAAGGAGAUUAGUGACGCUCGGUGGAAGUGCCAGAAAUGGAAAUAUUCACUUAGAAGAAAGUGGAAGUCUAAUGGGUCAUUCUUAUGGCCAAAGUGAUAAUGACACAUAGCAUAAUAAGCUUCAAGAUUGAUUAAUCAAAAGUUUACCAUAAAUAUCAACACUUAAUUCAAUUAAUUAUGGAACAAUUUUAAAGGACUGAAAAUUAUUAAAAUGGAAGAACAAAAAAAAUUAUUGUUCAGUUUCUGGAUUCACUAUUUUUAUAAGGUUUCUGUAACAUUGAAUAAUUAAUUACGUAGGUAUAAGUUACCCCAUAAAAAAAAUCAAAUUAAAAUUUAUGAUACUUUAUCCUGCCUU